Aphanomyces astaci is the source of this 1125-nucleotide messenger RNA. RefSeq lists its product as hypothetical. Bases 1 to 1125 code for a protein of 374 amino acids. The transcript has a single exon. Lineage: Eukaryota; Oomycota; Saprolegniomycetes; Saprolegniales; Verrucalvaceae. The record is from RefSeq and is a predicted model, not a curated record. Gene Ontology annotation, molecular function: protein binding.
AUGACCACGUCUUACGGGUAUGAGCUAGACUUUACUUGGGACCACCCGUGGCCGCGGGCUCCGGUGCCGAAGAACGAGGACGAACGCCUUGCCGACUUGGAGGGGUACCACAUUCUCGACACGGCGCCGGAGGAGAAGUUCAACAAGCUGUGCCGCAUCGCUUGCAAGGAGAUGAAGUGCCCGAUUUCGGCCGUGAGCUUCAUCGACAAGUCCAAGCAGUGGUUCAAAGCCAACAGUGGACUCACACAAGCAGCCAUCCCGCGGGAUGUUGCCCUCUGCGCGCACACCAUCAUGAACCCGCGAAAUGCCGUCGUUGUGCUCGACACGACCACGGAUGAACGGUUCAAGAACAAUCCUCUGGUCACCCGCGCAUCGUCCGUCAAGUUUUACGCCGCCGUGCCCCUUGUGACGGCCCGGGGGACGUGCAUCGGAUCUGUGUUUGUGUUUGAUGUCAAGACCCACACAUCUUGCGACACUAAGUUGCUGCAGAAAAUCGCCGCCAAGGUCAUGAAGUACCUCGACGAACGUCUGCGACCGACGGCGGAACUAUCCCAAUCUGUCGGCCCAACCGCUCUCCGACCCAUCGUUCAACAGCCGCUCGCCCGCUCGGCGUCGGCCGAGUACCGGCAACCUGCCCCGGAGCCGCAACCUCGCCCUCAGUCGACAGAACCCUCUGCAGAGAAGCUGCAUGUCGCAGCCGAACGACGAAUGUCUGCAGGCACUAGCUUCGCUCCUCCCCCGCCGGCAACGCAACCUGUUGCUCCCAUUCCACCUCCUGCCCGCGCACAGUUCCAGGAGGCUCCGCGAAGUGUGCAGACGCCGCCGCCGCGAACGACUCCGACAACUCCUUCCCCCGAGUCAGCACUUGUUGCCUCUGGUCCCACGGAAUCCACGGAGCGAUCUCUGUCGACAAAUGCCGUCAACCCCGAAGGCCAGAUGACCAACAUGGGCGCCAUGCUCAUGAACCUCCUGGCGCGGACGACGGAGACGCAGCAGCAGCUCGCGGCCCAGCAAGGCGUGAUGUUCGAGACCUUGGGCCAUCACUCGGAGCAGCUCAACUCGCUUUCGGAGACGCUGAACAACUUGGAAACGCGCAUCGACAAGACCAUCCGAACCAAGAGAUAG